AUUAUUAUUUUACUUUAGAAUUUAGGGUUUCUGUCUCAAUUAUGCUUGCUACCGAACAAGCGCACGGCUUCGUGCCCCAAAUCGAACCACAGUAUCUCAGGAGCACGCGAAGUCUCAUCGAUGGCGUCUACCCAAUUUGCGAUGGUGGAGGAGUUGGCUUCACUGGUAAAGGAUAACUUGUACAGCAAGCACCUUGUACUUUCAAUAGAAGAAACUUUUGUUAAUUUUCUUCAAGAGGAUACAAGUUCUGAUGGAAUCCUAGAACUUCAACCAAUGAGUCCGUACCACCGCCUACUUUUGCAUCGACUUGCAGAUAUUUUUGGAUUUGCCCAUGAAUCUGUUGGCGAAGGGGGUGACCGCCACUUAGUGUUGGAGCGAUGUGCAGAUACCACAGUCCCACCAAUUCUAGUUAGUGAUAUACUGUUCCAGUAUGAUGAUCAACAAUCUUUGGCUACUUCUGAAUUUACAAUAAGAAAAAAUGAGGCUCCUGCCCUGCUAGCUUUAAAGACUGUACGCCAAGUAUCACCUUCAACCCCACUUGAAGAAAGAGAAGCUGCUUAUAAAGCUGCUCGUGAGAGGAUUUUUUCAUUUCAUGAUGACAAUGAACAAGGUGCAAGUGUUUCAAAGUCCCGUAAUGUUCCAGAUGCUGCUAGGAGGAUGAUCGCACAUGCACUUGGUCAGAGGAUUUAUUCUACUUCCAUUGAGAAGCUUUCCCUGGAUGAAAAUGAGGGUGGAAAUACUGAUGAAUUAACCAGGGGUAACGGUGAAGGUUUAAGUGCAAAUGUAGAAAAUAAGAAAGGAUCAACUGCUUUCUCCACUGGGAAACUGCAGCUCCAUGAAAAGCUGAAAUAUAAUAGGAAUGCCAGAAACGGUAUUGAGUCGACUGAUCAUACAUCUGUUAGCUACAACGAAGCAUACAACGGUGCUUCUUCUUGGAAUAAAUUCCCUCCAGAUGGAAGUCGUAGAAGGAUGAUUGGUGUUGAAGAUUUGAAGAAACAACAGACUGGAGCUGCUAGGCGAAUUUUUGCCAAUGCAAUGGGUUUGCCUCCCGUCAAAGGAAAUCAGAACCUUACACUGAAGCCAAAUGUUGGAAAUAGAGAUUCAACUAAAGAGACAUAGGGGCCAGUGAUCAUGAAGUUAAGAGAUUACUUGCUAGUCAUGUCAGUCAUGAAGAACGUAAUACAAGGUAGCACUUUAUCAUGUUGGAUUGUAAUUGUUUUACCAAUGACGGAGAAACAGCUCUAAGGAUGGAAUUUCUGCAUCAAUUAUGAGGGCCUUUCAAUUCUUGAAUUAAGAAAAAAAAAAGGGAAUGAAGGAUGGCCAGUGAUUUCCAUUUGGAAUAUAAGGUGUUAUUUAAUGAUUUUUUUUCAGAGAGGUUCCAGAAGAAAGCAUUUGCAUGUGAACCGUGCGUGCUUUACCAGGGUGGCUCUGUCAACAAGUUCCUUAAUUGUCAGACAUUACUUACCUUGAUGAGCCCCAGUUAUACCUCUGGAAGCUGGUCUAAUCUGUUAAUUUGAUCUUUGGUAGCACUGCAAUCAAAUUUAAGCGUGCAAAUAUAUGAAUAAUUAUGGGAUUUAUGGAACACCUGCUAAUCUCUAGUCCAUAAUUAAGGUGUGCCUCAAAUAUGACGUCGCACAAAGAAUCUCAUGUUCAUUUUUUUCCUUAGUUCAAUCAUGAUGUAUCUUUCUUCUGGAUGAAAACCUACUUGUUCCAUAAAACCUUUCCUUUGUUUUUUGUAUUCAUCAUCAUUUUCAAUAA
Messenger RNA from Zingiber officinale, 1758 nucleotides. Its product is annotated as R3H domain-containing protein 2-like. The record is from RefSeq and is a predicted model, not a curated record. The transcript has 6 exons. Gene Ontology annotation, molecular function: nucleic acid binding. NCBI's taxonomy places the organism in Eukaryota, Viridiplantae, Streptophyta, Magnoliopsida, Zingiberales, Zingiberaceae. The coding region runs from base 121 to 1119 and encodes 332 amino acids.